GUUGGAUUCCGGGUCUUCUUAAAGUGUUAAUGCAAAUGAAUUCUCAAGUGAAUUUUUCGAGCAUAUCUGCCAAUCUCAACUCCAUCCCUGUCCUAAAUGGUACUAACUUUAAGGAAUGGAAAGAAAUUAUUCUAAUAACUUUGGGCUGCAUGGAUCUUGACUUAGCAUUAAGGGUAGAGCAACCCGCUUCUCUUACGGAUGCUAGUACCCAAGAUGAAAAAAGGUACUAUGAGAAGUGGGAUCGCUCGAAUCGCUUAAGUCUUAUGAUCAUAAAGCGUGGAAUUCCAGAAUCUUUUAGGGGUGCUGUAUCCGAUGAGGUUACUAAUGCCAAGGAUUUCCUUUCUGAAAUUGAGAAACGUUUUGUUAAAAGCGAUAAGGCGGAAAUAAGCAUGUUAUUAAAAGACUUUACUUCCAAAAGGUAUUCAGGAAAAGGAAAUAUAAGGGAGUAUAUUAUGGAAAUGUCUUAUAUUGUUUCUAGGCUCAAGACACUUAAGAUUGAGAUAUCGGAAGAUGUUCUCGUACACAUAGUCUUGAACUCUCUUCCUAUUGCAUUUGAUCCUUUUAAGGUUAGUUAUAACUGCCAAAAGGAGAAGUGGUCUCUUAAUGAGCUCAUUUCAUAUUGCGUGCAAGAGGAAGAGAGGAUGAAACAAAAUAAGACAGAAAGUGCUCACUUGGCUAGUACCUCUAAGGAUAAGGGUAAAAAGAGGAAGAAAACUCUCAUUAAGAAUGAAGCUGCUAAGGGUCCAG
This is a messenger RNA of Cuscuta epithymum, 747 nucleotides long. Lineage: Eukaryota; Viridiplantae; Streptophyta; Magnoliopsida; Solanales; Convolvulaceae. The record is from the annotation of a GenBank genome assembly.